Molecule: messenger RNA, 2044 nt
Organism: Coniophora puteana RWD-64-598 SS2
Lineage: Eukaryota; Fungi; Basidiomycota; Agaricomycetes; Boletales; Coniophoraceae
Exons: 9
Coding region: 103-1509 (468 amino acids)
Molecular function (GO): acyltransferase activity, transferring groups other than amino-acyl groups
Source: RefSeq, a predicted model, not a curated record
GAAUGUGUCGCGCUUUCAGCCGCCCUUAUUCUCGUUCCCCUUCGUCCUUACCAGCCUUCACGACAAAGCAUAACCAGACCUCUACCAACGACAUGUAAAAGGAUGGCGAAGCUAGGCAAACUCGAAUGGGAUGACGACUCCUCGGACGAAUACAUUGAGGAACAUAGACGACACAUGAAACGACGCAAGGUUGAGGUAUCUGAGGUCGCUCUGUAUGGACGCGCGAAGAACAUCGCAUCCCUCUUCCUGACACCGCUCCCCGACCUCCUUGGCGCUCCAGACAAGCCGUGCUAUGCAGAAGACGGCAAUGCAUCCGGUCAACCACCUACUGUUGCGUUCGACGAGCUCAUAUCUCCUCUCCUGUCUGAGCUCAAGGCCGCACGUCAACAUGAGAUAGAUCGAGAGGGGCUGGUUGGAGCACAGGGAGAGAGCUUGCGUCCUCUCAGACAUCACGAAGCCAAUGCCCUCCUCGAACGAAAGGAGAUCCUUGCCCCAGAACCCGCUUAUGCCAACGGCCAGACACCACCCAUGAUGCGUAUUGUUGCACUCCGGAAACUUUCCCUUGAACGUGAACGUAGAAGAGCCCACGUUUCUGGCCCCAACCUCUCCCUUGGUCAGCCCCUGGCCCCGCCGAAAGUUGAAGAUGACACUGGAUCCACGUCCGACCUCUUAGACAAAACUCCUGUUCCUUCAGUAGCCUCACUGUCGCCGCUCCCAAAUCCACUUCCAACACUACCACCUCCCCCAGGUGUCAUCGCAAGCCUGAACGCGAUCCGAACUACCCCAUUCUCUCGUUCCUUCCUUUCGCGCAUAGUCGGCUCUGCAGAGCAUGGAGUAACACACGAACACGGUGGACCCUCGGCCCUGAGUGCUGUUGGCACCGUAUCGCAGGUCGGUGGGCUCGGAAACGCUAGUAGUGGUGCAGGCAGACGAGGUGACGUGGUUGCGGCGGACUGGGAGACGCGUACGGCUUGGAUGGGGCUCAUGGACGAUGUUCGAGAACAUUUCGCGUUCAUGCAUCCUGACAGAGAACAGCCAGGAGUGAACCCUUCUGAGCUUCAGAUGCCUAUCGCGUAUCGUACACUCGCUGCCACGCACCUUCCACAAGUGAACGAUCUUCUAGAGCGUACGUUCUGGAAUGGCAUUGAUGUCGGCGAUGCUCUUCAGCACGACCCCGAGCGGUGCACGCUCGUCGCUACGCAUGGUGCCCUCGUUGUAGCCGUCGUUCUUGCCAGCGCUCCAAGCUCACGAGAAGCGUACGUAACAUACCUUACCGUUCGCGCCGGGUGGGACGGUGCUGGCAUAGCUUCGACAUUGCUGUAUCACCUCCUCGCGCUCAACCCGGAUCGUGACGUUACGCUCCACGUCUCCGCCAACAACCCUGCAAUGCUAUUGUACAACCGAUUUGGUUUCAAAGCGGAGCAGUUUGUCGCCGGAUUUUAUGAUGCAUACCUCCACCCUGAUUCGCGCGCGUCGAAGAAUGCGAUGUUCCUCCGACUGCGGCGCUGAUCGUCGAUUGAUCUCUUCCCGCUGGCGAUUUGAUCUACCCCAAUGCGGUGUCUUAGUACUCAAUCCUCCCAGCCUUGCAAUCUCAUACAUAAUAUACGGUCAUUCCAGGCCGCCCAUCUAUUUUCUUGGACUUGACGAAUGGGAAGCUCCUAAAAACAAUGCCUUGGAGCCAUGACGCGUGAGUAUAAGGUAAUCUUGGAAUGAACGGAAGAGGUAAACCCUUGUACGCGUCUUGGUCGGCUGUGCGGCUACUUGACAAUUGACCCCUCCUACGUAUGGGUGUACCUAGUCUCAAACCAGACGCUCUUGAUGCGGAGCCGUAACAUCAGCAUCGCCCCCGCCGUUUUCUCAUAAGAACUGAUCAUAUCCCCCGCUUUUCCCCCUCCUCGAACGGCCAAAUAAACUUUCAGCAUUCAUCCACCAAGGUUCUCAGUGAGGCGUGCCCUCUUCCCUAAGUUCAAGGCUGUGCGCUUACAGUUUAUCGCUGCAUGGACAUUAUGCGCAGCAGGUCUCCCGUGCCUAAUGUUCUCUCAUG